CAACUGUAUCACAGGUUGGUGAAACAGUGCUACCGCUACUCCUUUGAAACAUGAAGCGGAUGCAUAGUUCAAGCGGCGGCGGCGGUGGUGAUAGUGAUGUGGGAGUUGGUGAGGAUGACAGCUCUUCACCCCCAAAAUUGAGAAAAGAAUCCGCACUUACUUUGACUCGUACAGCUCCUCGUGGAUUCUUGAGAGAGUAUAGAGCCAGUUUCCUAGACGAGCAGAAGGACGUUCUUGGUGUUCUCAACGAUCUAUCACCAGAUCUGUAUGAAACAAUGGUGCACGAGCUAGGCAUCCAGCAGUUCAAAGCUGUACUGGUUCUUUGUGUCACUGUUGAGAAGCCCAAUGCCGCAGGUGCAAUCGUCUACGCCUCUCCAUUUUUCCGAAGCCGGCCUAUGACUGUGUUGAACGUGAGCAACAUUCCAGGUCUACUAACCGCCGCCUUCGACGGGAUCACUGCAAAGGUGGACGCUUGGGUGCAAGGUGGUUCAGGCUGGGCUGUGAGUAACGUGAAAACUGCACAUCUUGAUAUUUGCAAGUAUCGUCCAAUGCGCAUGUCGUCGUACCUUCCUCUACCUAAAAAGUUAGCUUCGUCAAAGGCCAUCAUCAAUGUGAAGAAUGACGACGAGCAGUGUCUGAAGUGGGCUCUUCUGUCUGCCCUGCAUCCAGCUGUGCAACAUGCAGAACGUGUGAGCAAGUAUGCGCAGUAUUCGCAGAGUCUCAACUUUGACGGUGUAGAGUUCCCUGCAACCAUAGAUGAUGUGUACAGGGUGGAGAAGGCCAACUCGCUGAACAUCAACGUGUUUGCAUUUGAAGAAAACUACAUCAUUCCCAUAAAGUUAUCAGGUAGUGACAAUGCAAUAAAUCUCCUGAUCCUGCAAGAUGAUCUCCUUAGCCAUUACUGUUGGAUAAAGAACUUUAGCGCUCUAUGUGCCAGCCAGACAAAGUGCAAGACGAAGAGGUACUUCUGCAUGCGAUGCCUCUCCGCACAUCGCAGCGAGACCACUCUGAAGAAGCAUCAACUAUACUGCAGCGAUGUGAAGGCAGCGACAGUCCAGAUGCCAAAAGCAGACGAGCAGCUCAAGUUCACGGAGAUACAGCGGAAGAUGAAAAUGCCGUAUGUGAUCUAUGCCGAUACUGAGUGUCUGCUGAAAGCAACGUCUCCAGAGCGCCAUGGGAAGCAAACUGUUCGUGAAGCUGAACACGUACCAUGUGCAGUGUCGUAUGUCGUCGUACGCUCUGAUGGUGUACUGAAGAACACUUUCACGUUCAGAGGAGAUGAUCCGAUUGAAAAGCUUUUCGAAGAGCUCUCCAAGGAGGAAGAGCGCAUAGAGGAAGACCUGAAGAACAUACGUCCUAUCAUCAUCACGGAUGAUGAAGAGGUGCAGUUCCGCAAUGCCGCAGAGUGCUGGAUCUGUGGCAAGAAACUGAAGGGUGCUGAUCGGGUGCGCGACCACGACCACCUCACCGGACUGUACAGAGGAGCUGCACACAACGCCUGCAAUUUGAAGUUCCGCAUCGUGCCAGAGCACCAUCCCAUCCCCGUUGUAUUUCACAACCUGAAAGGGUAUGAUGGACAUCUCCUGAUAUCCAGCAUCGGCCUCACGUCCAUGAACACUGAGGAGUACAUUGACAGACAAGGACGGCGUCGACGCAAGGUGAAGGGGCGUGUUACUGUCAUACCCAACAAUAUGGAGCGGUAUGUGUCAUUCUCGUGGGGGAGAUUCAGAUUCAUUGACAGUCUUUCCUUUCUGAACGCAUCGCUGGACAAGCUAGUGAGCAACACGCCUCGCGACUCGUUCUUUCACCUCAAGUCCCUGGCUUCGUCGUACAGCAACAACGCCACGGGCAGCAACGCCACGGGCAGCAGCAGCAGCAGCAGCAGCAGCAGCACCACCACCACCACCAGCAGCAGCACGACCAGCAGCACCACCAGCAGCACCACCAGCAGCACCACCAGCAGCACCAGCAGCAGCAGCAGUGCACCAGGCUCGUCUAGCAAUACCCUGCUGGAUCUCCUGCAUCGCAAAGGUGUCUAUCCCUACGAAUACAUGAACAGCAGCGCUAGGUUUUCCGAGACUGGUCUUCCUGCAAAGGAAGACUUUUACUCACGCCUCUCAGAGUGCCACAUCAGCGAUGAGGACUACUGCCAUGCCCAGCGUGUGUGGACUGCAUUCGGCUGUAGCGACAUGGGCGACUACCAUGAUCUCUACCUGAAGACCGAUGUGCACCUUCUUGCAGAUGUGUUUGAGAAAUUUAGAUGCACUGCAAUGGCCACGUACGAUUUGGACCCGACACACUACUACACCCUGCCUGGAUUCGCGUGGGACGCCCUUCUGAAACAUACAGGAAUCUCGCUCACUCUGCUGGACGACGUGGACAUGCAUCUGUUCGUCGAGCGCGGUCUUCGUGGCGGUGUUACAAUGGCGUCACACCGCCACGCCAGGGCGAACAACAAGUACAUGAGCUCACACGACCCUGAGCAGGCGUCAACAUAUCUUCAAUACCUCGACGCGAACAACCUGUACGGCUGGGCCAUGUCGCAGCACUUGCCGACAUCAAAAUUCCAGUGGUGUGCCCCCAGUGACGAACUCCUGCAGAAGAUCCUCACCCAGCCAGAUGACGCAGACACUGGGUACAUGGUGGAGUGUGAUCUGUCAGUGCCCACAGAGUUCCACGAUCGCCUGAACGACUACCCACCCGCACCGGAGCGUGUAACCAUCACCGAGAGUAUGAUGUCGCCAUACCAGCGCGACUUGAUUGCAGCAGAUCCUGUCUCCGGACUGAGUGCUCCGAAACUGGUCCCGAACCUCAUGCCGAAGCAGCGCUACGUAGCACACUACCGUAACCUCAGGCUGUACAGUCGUCUAGGUCUGAGGAUCGAUGCUGUACACCGCGUGCUCAGUUUCCGCCAAGCUCCGUGGAUGAAGCCCUACAUCCAGCUGAACACGGAGCUUCGGAAGAAGGCGAAGAACGAUUUCGAGAAGGACUUCUUCAAAUUAAUGAAUAACGCUGUGUUUGGGAAGACAAUGGAGAAUGUGAGAAGAAGGAUCUCCAUUAGACUGCUGCGUGUGGAAGACGAGGAAGAUACCAUUCUCACAGCUGUGGCUAAGUCCACCUACGUCCGCCAUGUCCUCUUCGACAACGGGCUUGUGGGCGUCGAGAACAGGAAGCUUGCGGUCCACCUCAACAAGCCGGUGUACGUUGGCAUGAGCAUCCUGGAGCUGAGCAAGGAGCUCAUGUACAGAUUUUACUAUGACGAGCUCCAGCCACGCUACGGAGACCGCAUGAGCCUGCUGUACACAGACACGGACUCGCUGGUGCUGCUGUUCCGCACGGAGGACCUCUAUGCGGACAUGAAGAGUAUGGCCGAUCAGUACGACACCAGCAACUUUAGCCCCGACAGUCCUCUGUACAGCGAGAGUAAUAAGAAGGUUGUAGGUAAAUUUAAGGACGAGCUCGGAGGGAAGCUCAUGACAGAGUUCGUGGCGCUCAGAUCCAAAAUGUACGCGUACGAUGGCGAGGAGAGUGGUCAGCGUGCAAAGGGCGUCAAGAGAGCGGUGACGAGAAGAUUCACGAUCGCGGACUACCGUCAGUGUCUGGUCGACAGGACGAGGAUGUCACACGCAAUGACCACCCUGCGCAGCCAUUCGCAUCGUAUCUUCACCGAGACGAUGACCAAGUCGUCUUUGUCGCCGUUCGACAGCAAACGAUACAUCCGAACGGACGGUGUCAGCACACUUGCACAUGGGCACCACCGCAUCGCACUGCUGGAUGACUGAACAAUGAUGGUUGUGGUUGACAAUCACAAUUAUUAGUCACACCCUGUACCAUAUCAAUUCCAUUUGUCUAAUGAGUUACUGAUCUUGAUCUUGAUGAUGAUGAUGAUGAUGUUGAUGUUAUUAUUUUUCUACAUACUACAUAAUUUUGUUUUCUCCAUAACUUAACUAGACUUUUAAUAUAGCUAAACAUAAUUGCGUGAAAUGCAAUUGCACAGUUGAUGAU
Sycon ciliatum is the source of this 4005-nucleotide messenger RNA. RefSeq lists its product as uncharacterized. Lineage: Eukaryota; Metazoa; Porifera; Calcarea; Leucosolenida; Sycettidae. The record is from RefSeq and is a predicted model, not a curated record. Gene Ontology annotation, biological process: DNA replication. Gene Ontology annotation, molecular function: DNA-directed DNA polymerase activity; DNA binding; nucleotide binding. The coding region runs from base 51 to 3782 and encodes 1243 amino acids. The transcript has 2 exons.